Molecule: messenger RNA, 1572 nt
Organism: Medicago truncatula (barrel medic)
Lineage: Eukaryota; Viridiplantae; Streptophyta; Magnoliopsida; Fabales; Fabaceae
Gene: CCAMK
Product: calcium and calcium/calmodulin-dependent serine/threonine-protein kinase DMI-3
Exons: 7
Coding region: 1-1572 (523 amino acids)
Biological process (GO): protein phosphorylation
Molecular function (GO): protein kinase activity; ATP binding; calcium ion binding
Source: RefSeq, marked validated
AUGGGAUAUGGAACAAGAAAACUCUCAGAUGAAUAUGAAGUUUCAGAAAUUCUAGGUAGAGGUGGAUUUUCUGUUGUUAGAAAAGGUACAAAAAAAUCAAGCAUUGAAGAAGAAAAAUCACAAUCACAAGUAGCAAUCAAAACCCUAAGAAGGUUAGGUGCUUCAAAUAACCCUAGUGGAUUACCAAGAAAAAAAGAUAUUGGAGAAAAAAGCACAAUAGGGUUCCCUACAAUGAGACAAGUUUCAGUUUCAGAUACAUUACUAACAAAUGAGAUACUUGUAAUGAGACGAAUAGUCGAAAACGUUUCGCCACAUCCAAAUGUGAUUGAUCUUUAUGAUGUAUAUGAGGACACAAAUGGUGUUCAUCUUGUUCUUGAGCUUUGUUCCGGUGGUGAACUUUUCGAUAGGAUUGUUGCACAAGAUAAGUAUAGUGAGACUGAAGCUGCAACUGUGGUUCAUCAAAUAGCUUCAGGGUUAGAAGCUGUUCAUAGAGCUAAUAUAGUUCAUAGAGAUUUGAAACCUGAAAAUUGUCUUUUUUUAGAUGUUAGGAAAGAUUCUCCUCUUAAGAUUAUGGAUUUUGGGUUGAGUUCUGUUGAAGAGUUUACUGAUCCUGUUGUUGGUUUGUUUGGAUCUAUUGAUUAUGUUUCACCUGAGGCUCUUUCUCAAGGAAAGAUUACUACUAAGAGUGAUAUGUGGUCUCUUGGGGUUAUUCUAUAUAUCUUACUUUCAGGGUAUCCACCUUUCAUUGCCCAAAAUAAUCGCCAAAAACAACAAAUGAUAAUGAAUGGGAAUUUUAGUUUUUAUGAGAAGACUUGGAAGGGAAUUUCACAACCAGCAAAGAAUUUGAUUUCAAGUCUUUUAACCGUUGAUCCUAGCAAGAGACCUAGUGCUCUUGAGCUUCUAAGUGAUCCAUGGGUCAAAGGUGAGAAAGCCAAAGAUGUUCAAAUGGACCCUGAGAUUGUCUCAAGGCUACAAAGCUUUAAUGCAAGACGUAAACUUCGUGCAGCUGCAAUUGCUAGUGUUUGGAGCUCCACAAUCUUCCUUAGAACAAAAAAAUUGAAAUCAUUGGUUGGAUCCUAUGAUCUUAAAGAAGAGGAAAUUGAAAAUCUCAGGAUGCAUUUCAAGAAGAUAUGUGCAGAUAGAGACAAUGCAACUCUGUCAGAGUUUGAGGAGGUGUUAAAAGCAAUGAAUAUGUUAUCAUUGAUCCCUUUUGCUUCUCGUAUAUUUGAUUUGUUUGACAACAACCGUGAUGGAACAGUUGACAUGCGUGAGAUACUUUGUGGAUUUUCCAGUCUCAAGAAUUCCAAAGGAGAGGAUGCUCUUCGUUUGUGCUUCCAGAUGUAUGAUACAGAUAGAUCAGGCUGCAUCAGCAAAGAGGAAGUAGCAUCCAUGCUCAGGGCUUUGCCAUAUGAUUGUCUUCCAACUGAUAUCACUGAACCUGGAAAAUUGGAUGAGAUUUUUGACUUAAUGGAUGCUAAUAAUGAUGGAAAAGUUACAUUUGAUGAAUUCAAAGCUGCUAUGCAAAGAGAUAGCUCUCUUCAAGAUGUAGUUCUCUCUUCUAUUCGUCCAUAA